GUCCCGGGGAUGCGGUGCCGGGCAGCAGCCGAGCCCUGAGCGGAGGCCGGGACGGCAAUGAGCGCUGCCGCCGCCAAGCUUUACAUUUGAAGUCAGCAGAGUACAAGCAGUGACUGUCAGGCACCGAGGUGUCCCCCAUGCCAGCCCCCAAGGAGCACUGUCUGUGUGCAGGCUGCUGGGCUUGAUGGCUCUCAGGAAAGGAGAGAAGCCUUCCCCCAUUCCAGCUGAGUUAAAAAGGAAAACACAGAGCUUUUUGUGGAGACAACUGCAUCAUGGCAUCUGAAAAGCCGAUACUUUACAGCUAUUUCCGAAGUUCCUGUUCUUGGAGAGUGCGAACCGCACUGGCUCUGAAAGGAAUUUCGUAUGACCUGGUACCAGUGAACCUCAUUAAGGAUGGAGGGCAGCAGUUUUCUGCUGAAUUCAAGGCACUGAAUCCAAUGCAGCAAGUCCCAGCCUUGAAAAUUGAUGGAAUCAUCCUUUCUCAGUCACUAGCUAUAAUUAAUUACCUAGAAGAGACACGUCCUAACCCCAGGCUCCUGCCCCAAGAUCCAAAGAAGAGAGCCCAAGUCAGAAUGAUCGCUGAUCACAUUGUCUCUGGCAUUCAACCACUCCAGAACCUGAGUGUCCUGAAACAAAUAGGGGAGAAAAAAAUGGAAUGGGCUCAGAACUGUAUCACCUCUGGCUUUCAAGUAUUUCAAGUGCAGUCUGAAGCAGCUGAAGUCACCCUGGGUCCAGAAAAGCUGAAGGACCCUAAAGACUACCAUAACUAUACACUGGAGCAGAUUCUGCAGCAGACUGCUGGACGCUACUGUGUGGGGGAUGAAGUUUCCAUGGCUGAUCUGUGUUUAGUGCCUCAAGUUGCCAAUGCUGAAAGAUUCAAAGUGGACAUGGGUCCAUAUCCCACAAUAACCAGAAUAAAUAAAGCUCUCUUGGAGUUAGAGGCCUUCAAAAUAAGCCACCCUUCCCGGCAGCCAGAUACUCCUGCAGAGCUGCGAGCUUGAAGCCUUUCUACUCAUUAAAUCUAGAAAGCUGGCAUGAUAAAGAAGAUAACACCUCCAAUUUGAGUAGGGAAAGACAGAAGACCUGGAAACAGUGUAGAUGGCUUACAGGAGCUGUGACUGUGCUGGAACACUUGCAGCUACUCAUUUUUUCUAUGCAGUCUAUCUCCAUGAAGCAGAUUAAAGCAGAAGUAUCCGUUAUGAUCAGAAGUUCCCUCUGUACGGCUUUGGGUUGGGGAAUGUGGCCACAAACAAAUGUGAGGCAUUGAGCCAAUUCUGUAUUCCCCACAGGGGUUACUUCUUUUUACCAUCUACAGAAAGAGCAUCAGGGAAUCAGCGUACACAGUGUGCUUAUCCUUGGAGCCAACUCAGAGCCACAGCAGAGUCAUCAGUUCCAUGGAUAUAAACAAUAAGAUCUAGUCUCUGAUGGAAGAUAGCUUAACCCUUCUUGGGGUAUUGAAAAAGCCAAGUCAGCAACUCUGUGACCCCUUGCAAUAACCAGAGCACAGAAUUUAUAAAAGGUCUGCCUAGAGAAAAGCUAGGUGAUUGUGACAGCAAGACACAACCAACUCUCUCCCCUACACUGAAAAUUAUUCUCUUCUUUUUCCCUUCCUCAGUUACCACUCUAGGUGUUUUCCUAGCCUUCAGCUGCAGACUGUUGCCCAAGGGAAUCCCACCCCAGAUUCCCUCCAAACCAGAAUCAUACCUGUACCUAUUACGCUGAGGACAAAUAGCAGCAGUAAAUACUAUUCCAUUCAUCCCAAAUGAAACCAAACACCUAAGUCACCUUCAAAGCUGAAAGUGCCCUGGGAAUUCCAGCUAAAAAUCUGUAGGGAAAAAAGGGAACCUAUAACCUUGUGUCUGUGUGCUUGUGCAGGCUCAGCUCAGAUCCCACUGAAUGUUUUUGGCACCUGAACCCAGAUACUGUAUAUCAGGUACCCUAGGAGAACAAUACCCAUGGCCUUCAGACUUUAUAAACCCACAAUCACUUGUACUAAGGUGGCAUUCACCUACAUACAGAUACCUGGACUGCCAUGUUGCUUGGACUCAUUUAUUGCCAUCCAUAUCUGUAUUUAAUCUGGUGAAGAGACUUGCUGUUCAGGCUCAUUCUGAGAAUCAUGCAUUAUCCUAGGUCCAGCUGGAUCUUGACUGUGCUGUUAUAAAAGGUCCCAGCACAGUUGGAGCCCCCAAAGACCAACACCUUGUGCAGGUUCUGCUCCUCUUUCUUCUCCUUGUCCAUAUCUAUUAAGUGGGCAGGAGUCAGGUCAAGCAAUGUGUGGCCAGCUCGGGGAACAGAGCAGAGGUCGUGGUGGAUCACUGUGCUCCAUGAAAGAGUAUCUGAAAUGGAAAGGGGAUAUCAAUAAUGACAAGCCCAUUCCUGGUGCAAAGGGAUGACACAAAUGGACUAGACUAGGUGUUCAAAAACACCACUGCAGCCCCAGAGUCACGUUCAGCUAUCAAAAGCUGUAUUUGCAGGAGAGUCACUCACCUAGGUGGAAGACAAAGGCAUCAUGGAAGGCUCCUCUGGCAUUGCAGCCUCCACUGAUCAGAACCUUCUGGUCCGACACAGCCAGAGCUGCAUGAAAACUGUGAGUAAAGCAAAGUCAAAAGGUGGCUACAACAAAACCUGCUUGGAUGGCCUCAGCAAUGGGCAGGGAUGGGGGCUUUAAGCUGCAAGAAGAAAAUUGAUUUCUGCUUCUCUCUGCCCUGAUUUUCAGAAUAACCCUAAAAGAGAAGUUUGCCUCUGCAGGGCAGGCCACAAUCAGGCCUGAAGAGGAACUCAUUAUCUCAGAAGGAGCUAUCAAAACUCCUAUGCUUUGCUCUGUGGGAUGAGAUAGCAGGUUAGCUGGGCUCUUCAUUAAUUUAGAUCAUUGUUACAGUGAGCAAUUCUGUCCCUUUAGGAACAGUAUAGUCCUGGUACAGGAGUUUGUUCCUCUGUGUGGCACACUACCUCUCCACACACUGUGAAGACCAAACAGCAGGCCAUACAAUUUACUAGCACAGGGCAGAAGACUUAGCCUAACCUGAAAGACAGAUUUCCAGGGAGGCUAAGUAAUAUCCCCCAACACCAUACUAGCACCAUCAAGGACAGCACAGGAAUUCCUGGGCCCACAGCAGAGAGAAGAUCCACGUAUUUUGACUAGUGGGACAGAGAUAUGCAGCUGGGUCUGAUCACAAGCACUGUUUAAAUCUGGCUUCAAAGAAGUGACAGAAGAAGACAGCUCCUGGGUCUGCAAUAGAAUCUUACCAACGUGCAGAAGGCUGUCCUGCCAGCAGGGGGACUGGUGUGUACUCCAUGAAACCUGACAGACCAAGAAAAGGCAGGUGACAUGUCAAAAAACCUCAGCCUCAUAACUAGACAAAAACCCUGCCACAUCAACAACCUGUCUUCUUUAUUACCCAACUUCUUCCAAAAAAAGCCAUUGUUUUUUCUUCAUCCCCUCCCUUAUUGCCCCAGAAAGGGCUUUUUUUUAAGCCAUAGUUUUUCAUCUCCAUUGUCUAGUCAGGAAUUUGUAUAAUGUUAUUGCUGUUUUCCCAUUGAGCACACCUCACUCCCUGUCUUGGAACAGACCUUCCCAAGGCAGACACAUGGCACAGACUUUCUUACCCAGAUCCAGAAUGUGCAUGUCACUAAGGUAGAGAGAAGUCCUCCGACCCCCAAAAAUCAGCAGCUUGUUUUUCAAUAGAGUAGCUGAAUGCCUGGGCAGAGAGCAAGCAAAUGAAUAAAACAUCUUCAGCAAGUUCCCAAAACUUCUGUUUUAGCCUUGGCCUCUUCUACUGUGCUGCCAUAGCUUCAGUCUACACCUCGGACAGAAUCCCAUCAGGAUUCACAACAGGAGGUACUGAGAAUCCCAUUGCUCUAAACACAGCCCUGUCUUAAGGAGUACAUGGUGGAAAAUAAUCGCCUAAUACUUAGAAAAUCACACUGGUGUGGGAG
Pseudopodoces humilis (Tibetan ground-tit) is the source of this 3936-nucleotide messenger RNA. It is a transcript of the gene GSTZ1, whose product is annotated as glutathione S-transferase zeta 1. Lineage: Eukaryota; Metazoa; Chordata; Aves; Passeriformes; Paridae. Gene Ontology annotation, biological process: L-phenylalanine catabolic process; glutathione metabolic process. The record is from RefSeq and is a predicted model, not a curated record. Gene Ontology annotation, molecular function: glutathione transferase activity; maleylacetoacetate isomerase activity. Gene Ontology annotation, cellular component: cytoplasm; mitochondrion.